AUGGCCGCUUUAUUUUCUACAUCUUUUCUUUCCUCUUUUUACGAAAUUGCAUUGAACAUCUAUCUAUCUAUCUAUCUAUCUAUCUAUCUAUCUAUCUAUCUAUCUGUUUCAUUCAUAUCGCUGUCUGUUCAUGUUAACAUAUUUUAUGUCCAUUAUCUAUCUAUCUAUCUAUCUAUCUAUCUAUCUAUCUAUCUAUCUAUCUAUCUGUUUCAGUCUCUUCCAUUCUUUUUAAUCUAUCUAUCUAUCUAUCUAUCUAUCUAUCUAUCUAUCUUACUUUUUUGUUCAUAUCUAUCUCGGUUCGUUCACAUCUAUCUAUUGAUAUAUUACACACUGUUUAUCUAUCUAUCUAUCUAUCUAUCUAUCUAUCUAUCUAUCUAUCUAUCCAUCCAGUCAUCUGUUCUUACCUAUGUCAGUAUAUUCAUCUAUCUAUCUAUAAUUAUGUGCCUUUUUCUUUUUCUUUUGUCUCUUCUUCUUUUUCUGUUUCUCAUUUUGUUUUCUUUUUUCUUCUUUCCUUCCUUGAAUCAAUGUUAUUUCUUCUUCUUCCCUCUCAUCCCUUUCAAUUUUCCUUCUUUGAAUCAAUUUCAUUCUUCUUCUUUUCAUUUAUUUUUUUCUUUCUUUUUUUGCAUCCUUCUUAACCCAUUCUCUUGUUUUUCUUUCCAUUUGUUCUUUCUCAAAUCCACUUUUUUUCUUUUCAGUUUUUUUCCUUUCAUGUAUCCUUCUGCUUCUUUUAUCUCAGUCCUUACUUUGUCCUUUCUUGAAAUGUUCUCCUUCUUCUUCUUGUUUUCUCUCAUUUGCCGUUCUUUCCAUCCUGUUAAACUGUCCCUCCUUUUCUUUUUUUUUUUUUUUUUUUUUUUAUUCUUGUCCUUUCUUGAAUCCUUCUUCUCCUCCUCCACCUUCUACUCCUCUUUCUUCUUCUUUUUCUUCUUCUUCAUUUGCUUCUUCUCUUUUUAA
Messenger RNA from Acanthosepion pharaonis, 951 nucleotides. NCBI's taxonomy places the organism in Eukaryota, Metazoa, Mollusca, Cephalopoda, Sepiida, Sepiidae. The record is from the annotation of a GenBank genome assembly.